This is a messenger RNA of Rhincodon typus (whale shark), 2005 nucleotides long. It is a transcript of the gene mffa, whose product is annotated as mitochondrial fission factor a. The coding region runs from base 1 to 720 and encodes 239 amino acids. Lineage: Eukaryota; Metazoa; Chordata; Chondrichthyes; Orectolobiformes; Rhincodontidae. The record is from RefSeq and is a predicted model, not a curated record. Gene Ontology annotation, biological process: positive regulation of mitochondrial fission. The transcript is spliced from 6 exons. Gene Ontology annotation, cellular component: mitochondrial outer membrane; peroxisome.
AUGCUGGUUUCUGUUUUAGGUGACAAUGACAAUACUAGACCAAGGGAUCUUGAUUUUAUGACAUCAACCCCUACGGAACCUUUGGCAUUGAAAACCCCUCCUCGUGUGCUCACUUUGAGCGAGCAACCUUUAGAUUUCUUGGAUCCUGAGCGACCUGUAGCUUCAACACAAAGUGAUGAGUUUCGUUCACAUAGUCGUGUGCGGAGGGAGCGUUCAAUGAGCGAAAAUGCUACCCGACAGAAUGGGCAACUUGUAAGAACAGAGUCUAUAGUGACACCAACUCCCCAACCUCAGCUUGAACCUCGUCUUUAUCCUCCACUCAUCUCCUCUGAAGAUGGACCAAACGCAUACUCUCCUCAUGGCAUUUUGUCAAUAAUCCACUCCACCACCCGUAGGGCCUACCAGCAAGUCUUGGACAUGCUAGAUGAAAAUCGCAGAAGAUCAGUACUUCAUGGUGGGUCAACUUGUGCUACGUCAUCGAACACUCAGCUUGAUGGCUCCAGGUAUAGCAUUUCAAAUUGUGAUUCUGCAGUGGAGGGAACACCAGAUGACUUGGCUGUAGUGGAUUCUGUUUCCUUACGAAGACAGAUAAUUAAGCUCAACCGUAGACUCCAGCUCCUGGAGGAAGAAAACAGAGAGCGCACCCGACGGGAAAUCAUCAUUUACUCAAUAACAGUAGGGUUCUGGUUGAUCAAUAGCUGGCUUUGGCUGCGGCGCUGAAUAGGCAUUGUAUGAAUUGGAUCGUGUGCUAACCGAAGUAAAGGUCUUUUCAAAAACAGCUGGUGACAUGAAGGGCCAGGGAUAUUUUUAUUGCUUCUCCUGUACCAUGCAGACUUCCUUGAGGUCCAUACACAGAUUGCUGACUCCAUACAACACAGGAAAAGGAAUCAUGGGGAGAAAGGGAUGUUUUGUUGCUUCAAUUUAAAAUAUUUAUUGCAUCACUUCAUAAAGCAUUUGUUGACUCAUUUUGCAUGCCUGUGAUUAGGGGAUAUGUAGUUUUCAGGACUUUAAAAUAUGUCAUUGAAUCCAAUGUGCAUGUGACUGUACGGGACCAGUACAGAAGAUGUCAUGGAACAGAACAGAGAAUAAAGCUAACAAGCUGGUUUUUUUAAUUUAUGACUUGCCGGAUCGGUAGGACUACAUAUAAAAGAUUUUGCAAGAGUUUUAUUUGAAGUGAUGUGCAUAUACAUAUUGUGCUUGUAUUCCAUUGUCACAUAAAGAUGAAUUUCUGGUUAUAGGGCCUUAUGUUUUCUGUUUUUGCACUGAUUUUGAAAGGAAUACUGUGGAGUACGACAAUAAACCUUUAUAUUUUUAUGUAUGUGUCAAAAAUAUAUCCUGUUUUCAUUGACUUUUAUUUUUAAUCUUCAUGUCAACCUACGCUCUCGUACAGACGUAUGUAUUUAGUUGUGCUACUGAAAGAAAUUUGAAGCCAGGGUUAUGGGUGGGUGGGGAGUUUGGUGAUGAUCAAGUCAAUCCCAUUCAUUUAACCAUCCAUCCUCUGAACUUGUGAGCAGAUCUAUUCUGUUAGUACUGCUCUGCGGUAAAAUUUCCCCAAAACUGUUUUGUAAAUAUGUGUGGAGGGCCUGGGAUAUUUUGGGGGAGGGGAAGGUAUGUUUUCCUUGAAUGCCAGAAGAGUAAGCGUCACUGUGUCACCUGAACUUAACGUAUUCUGUUGAUGUUUGGAUCAGACAAAUGUUUAGUGUAAUAAUUUCAACUAAAUGAUAUCUUUUAGUAUAUUGUAUACUUUGUACUUGACCUGCAGAUGCACAAAUUUAAAAAUUGACCUUGGUAAAAGACAUUUAUCACAGAAGCAUCAAUGCAAACAUAACAGAGAAGGAAAUGUACUUCUGGGUUUACACUGUGCAAAUCUUUUAAACGUGGCAAACGUUUCUUCGAUUUGACCUUUUAUGUGAAGCAAGCUUGCGCAAGAUUAUCAGACGUACAACUACAUAUGUAAAUAUAGUUGAUUAUAUACAAGAUCGCAAUAAAUAAAAUGAAAUCUGAA